Molecule: messenger RNA, 1215 nt
Organism: Didymosphaeria variabile
Lineage: Eukaryota; Fungi; Ascomycota; Dothideomycetes; Pleosporales; Didymosphaeriaceae
Exons: 1
Coding region: 1-1215 (404 amino acids)
Source: RefSeq, a predicted model, not a curated record
AUGGACGACGUCGUAGGACUUGUCAUGGUCCAGGUCAUCUCGAACAUAGGAGGAGGAGAUAUUAGUGCCGUGACCGUAAUUCGCCCUGUUCUGGUCUCGGUCGCAUUUGCAGUCUUCGUACCUUUCCUGUGCUGUUUAUGUUUUAAGCCUUCAACCAUAGUACUGAACCGCUUUCGCAAGAACCACCCGGACGCUUGGAUCGCCAAGUUGUUAUGCCUAAGACAAACAGCCCUGGUACUUCAUACCAGUCUUCUGCUGGGCCUUGUCACGGGCGCCAGCUAUGCAGGUACAUCAAACUUGUUUGCCGCAUAUAUUGCGGGAGCAGUCAUUAGCUGGUGGGAUAGUGAGGUACCUCAUCCGGUUAACAAGCCAGGAAACCAAGCAUCUCAGGAGAAGGCGAAGGCAAACCUGCGCGAUUCACCUCGCGAGAGAGGAGAGAUUCUUGCGGGAGAGGAUACUCAACGUAAUGCCAGUCAAGAAUGUGAAGGAGAGCGCAAUCGUGACAGUACAACGCAGGAGAAGCCGGAAGUCGAGAACGACACUUCUGGGACCGCUGUCUACGAGCGAUAUUAUCAACAGGCUGUGGGUAGAGUUCUACAGCCGUUGUUUUUCGCUUCUAUUGGCUUUUCCAUCCCAAUCACGCGGAUGUUCCGAGGUUCCGUUGUAUGGCGCGGCAUCGUCUACACGAUCCUGAUGGCUUUGGGAAAACUUGUUUGCGGUCUUUGGCUUGUCCGCUUCUCUUUGACGCCUCUAAAGGAAUCCUUGAACAAGACACUAGCUCAACUAAGGCUGCCUUCGAUGCCUCACCUAUGGGGAAAGAAGAAUAGCAGCACUGGCCGGUCACGACCUACAAGUGCGCAGGAAGGACAGCAAAACACCAACCCCGAGACAGACCGACAUACAUCGCCUGUACAGAAGCCGUUUUCUCUGCACCCACCCCUCAUAUUGGCUUGCGCGAUGACAGCCCGUGGAGAGAUUGGCUUUCUAGUCUCCUCAGUAGCUGAGUCGAACGGAGUGUUCUCGUCAAGGAGCCAAGAGCAUGGCUCAAACUCAGAUAUAUUCCUCAUUGUAACGUGGGCCAUUGUCUUGUGCACGAUCCUCGGACCGCUAGGUGUGGGUCUGUCGGUGCGUAGGGUGAAGAGGCUUGAGGAGGAGAAGAACGGGGAACAGGAAGGAUCUGGAAGGGAUGUCCUCGGCGCAUGGGGUGUGGAAUAG